This is a messenger RNA of Patella vulgata (common limpet), 2560 nucleotides long. Its product is annotated as protein canopy homolog 2. The record is from RefSeq and is a predicted model, not a curated record. Lineage: Eukaryota; Metazoa; Mollusca; Gastropoda; Patellidae. The transcript has 6 exons. Bases 305 to 952 code for a protein of 215 amino acids. Gene Ontology annotation, cellular component: endoplasmic reticulum.
UCGACAGAAGAAACUGGAUUUUGGAACCGGUGAAUAUAAGGUGGAAUUUUCGAAGAGAAUUUUUUCUGGUUGUCACGUAAAUACUAAAUUAGUUUGUGUAAACCCAGACAAUAAACUUAUACGUACAAUUUUAAUUCAUGUGUUUGCAGGAAAUCUCUACUUGACUGGUAGACUGUCAUCCAAUCAAAAAAAUACACAUCUCUUUGAUCAAAAUUCUAAAGUAAAAGUAGAGACCAGGCCAUUCGUCUACCACCGGUAUCAUAAACAAUUAGCACCUCUUCCAGAAGUCACUGAGGUAGAGAAAAUGAAUUUGAAGAGUGUACUUUUAUAUAUUGCAAGUUAUUUUGUUAUUUCCGUUGAUAGUAAACGAGAUAAGCAACUUUAUUGUGCAGUAUGUAGAGCUUUAGUGGAUGAAAUUAACUGGAGUAUAAGCGAAGUGGAUCCCAAGAAAACUGUUCAAGUUGGUAGUUUCCGUGUUGAUACACAUGGCAACCAAGCAAUUUCAGAGAAACCUUAUGCUAGAUCUGAGACACAUUUAACUGAAUUAAUGGAAGGUAUAUGUCACAAGAUGGAUGACUAUGUUAAAACUACUGAUGUCACCAGUGGUCGAACUAGUGUAGUUAGAACAACAUCACGAACUGGCAAAGCUUUAUCUUUAAAAAAUCUCUCGACAGACAAAGAAUCACAGAAAACAAUUAAAUUUUAUUGUGAAUCUGUUAUUGAGGACCAUGAAGAGGAUAUGAUUGGUUUAUUUAAAAGAGAAGUUUUACCAGAAAUAGAAAAAGCUAUAUGUGGAGAUAUUGUUUCUGCAUGUACUGGGGAAGAUUUAAAUAUACCAUUACCUACUGCUGCUGCUGAAGAAGAAAGUGAAAGUCUUAUACAGGAUGUAGAUGAUGAUGACACAGAAGAAGAUGAUGAUAAUUUAUCAGAAUUAGAAAAAGAGGAACUUUAACAUGAAUCAUGGUUAGGAUAUUUUAUAUGUAUAUUGUGUUAGUUCUUUCAAACCUAUGUUGUUAUCAUCAUGAUAUGUGACUCAAUGGAACUUGUACUAAGAUAAAGGAGAACUCUAGUCAUUGCAGAUUUUGUAUUUAGUGUUAAAAUAGUUUUACCAAUUGACACUGUAAAGUUCAUAUUCUUUUGCCAUUAAUUGAUAAAAAAAUUAACACCUUAACAGUAACUAUAAAUAAACAAAUCAGCAGGUUUUGAAUGAAUGAAACUAACUUACAAUAGGUUUAUAAUUAAAAUUGUAAUGGCUAAUUUCUCCUUUAAGUAUUUAUGUAUAUUAUUAGUUUGUACUCAGAGCAAUAAAAGAGAAUUGUACAAAAGCUCGAAUAAAUUGUUAUUAAAGAUGUAUAUUUGUUAAUUAACUAGGAAAUUGUAGUAAUGGUAUAUUCUUGUUUGGGACCAGUUUCAUUGAUGAAUAGUAGUUUAUGCUUUAUAUCGAACUUACUGGCACUAAAGCCCACUACAGAUUGACUAACAUUUGUUGGGGUUUGUCAAAAUAAAUGUUGUAUACCUUUUUAUUUUUUAAAUUACCCACAAAUGAAGAAUGUUCAAUGUAUCCAACCAGCAUUUGUUAAAAAAAAAAACAACUUUUGACACAAACUUCAGAUGAUCACAAAAAGGUGACUCAACCAUUUCUGUACCACUUCAUCGUUAACAAAAUACUGAUUGUAUAGCCUUAUAUAAUGUUUUACUGUUUGUUCAAAUUCAACGCAAACAAGACCAACAUCAACAUUGGUCGAGCAAUGAUUUUGAAAUCUAACAAGUUUGAUCUUGCAAAAAUUGUUCGGGUUGAAAUCCAACACACCCCGGCUAACUUUUGUCACAAAACAUUGUUCGGCCAACAAAUGUUAGCCCCUCUGGCUAACUUUGGCUAACUUUUGUCACAAAACAUUGUUCGGCCAACAAAUGUUAGCCCGUCUGUGGUGGUUUUUUUAUAAUCUAGAAUCCUUUUAUUGGCCAGUAUUCAAUGUAUAACCAUUAUACAUCCCCAUACUCAACAGCUAUUUCACUUAUGUAAUGCUUCUCAAUUUAUAAAAUUAUGUAUGUAAAUUAUGCCUGAAACUGUAUGAAUGAUAUGAUUGAAAAGAUUUAAGAUGUUUUUGUAAGAUUGGAAAUGUUAAAAGAAUAUUUAAAACCUAAAAGAUAUGGGAAAUGUUUGCAAUAUAGAAAAGGGAACUUUAUUAAUAUGACUUUAAGAUAUGUAAAGCUCAUUUUAUUAUCAACUUAAAACAAUAAUUGUCAGAAUGUUGUUUUAAACAACAAUUAUUUUUUAAUAUAUGUCUUAGCUUCAUUUAGGUUGGGUGUCCAUAAAUAAUUCUUUUUUUCCUGUUAGAAUUAGUUUAAUACUCUUGUGCCUUGCAUCUAUUUCAUUCAAAGAUCUCGUUCAACUUGUCAUUGCAUUUUGAAGGAAAACUCACAAACUAUUCCUAAAUUUAUUAGUGCAUGUAGUAUUACAUUAUGUAUUAACUCAUUUAAUCAUGUUCAUUAUCAUUGUCGUCUGACAUAGAAAUCCCUUAUAUGGUUAGUAUUUAAAAUAAAAAUUUUAAAACAUUAA